AUGACUGCCGCCGAGUCUGUGAAGAGUGCCGUUGGGCUUGCGGAUAGCACCGCUGCCUCCCGCCAGGAAAUGUCGGAUGCUCGUCUUCCCCUCCAAUACCGUGACUCUUGCGCAGGCCUCCUGAUCCCAUUGAACCGCUGCCGCCAGCAAGAAUACUACCUUCCCUGGAAGUGCGAGGAUGAAAGACACAGCUACGAGAAGUGCCAAUACGAGGAGUUCAAGAAGCGUGUUGCUAAGAUGGAAGAGCUCCGCGCCGCUAAGGGUGGUGCCCGGAGCAACUAA
Aspergillus luchuensis is the source of this 282-nucleotide messenger RNA. RefSeq names its product NADH dehydrogenase [ubiquinone] 1 beta subcomplex subunit 7. Gene Ontology annotation, cellular component: mitochondrion. The record is from RefSeq and is a predicted model, not a curated record. Bases 1 to 282 code for a protein of 93 amino acids. Lineage: Eukaryota; Fungi; Ascomycota; Eurotiomycetes; Eurotiales; Aspergillaceae. The transcript has 3 exons.